ACUCGUGGAGGGUGCUCAUGCAGGGGCUCGCGUCGCUCAUGUUCCUCUGCGCGCGCGCCGAUGAGUACGUCCGGCAGCCGCCGAGCCCGCUCGUGCUCACGGCCCACGACAAGCCGGCCGCUCAUCCUCAGCAGGUGCACAUUUCAACUGUGGGAAGGAACAAGAUGAGGAUUUCAUGGGUCACUGACGACCGGAACACGCCGUCGGUGGUGGAGUACGGCGAAUCUCGGGGCAACUACACCGCGUCAGCGACGGGCGACCAGGCGACGUACAAAUACUUCUUCUACGAGUCCGGCGCGAUCCACCACGUGACGAUCGGCCCGCUGGCGCCCGGCACAACCUACCACUACCGGUGCGGCAAGGCCGGCGACGAGCUCACCCUCCGGACCCCUCCGGCGUCCCUCCCGCUCGAGCUCGUCGUCAUCGGCGACCUCGGGCAGACCCGGUGGACGGCGUCGACGCUGGCGCACAUCGGCGGCGCGGACUACGACAUGCUGCUGCUCCCGGGCGACCUGUCGUACGCGGACACGCAGCAGCCGCUGUGGGACUCGUUCGGGCGGCUGGUGCAGCCGCUGGCGAGCGCGCGGCCGUGGAUGGUGACGGAGGGCAACCACGAGGCGGAGGCGCUCCCCGUCGUCGGCUUCGCGCCCUUCGUCGCCUACAACGCGCGGUGGCGGAUGCCGCACGAGGAGAGCGGCUCCGCCUCCAACCUCUACUACUCGUUCGACGCGGCCGGCGGCGCGGCGCACGUCGUGAUGCUGGGCUCCUACGCCGAGUUCGAGGAGGGGUCGGCGCAGCGCGCGUGGCUGGAGCGGGACCUCGCCGGCGUGGACCGGCGGAGGACGCCGUGGCUGCUGGUGCUGCUGCACGCGCCGUGGUACAACACCAACCAGGCCCACCAGGGGGAGGGCGAGGCGAUGCGCGCCGCCAUGGAGGCGCUCCUCUACGAGGCCCGCGUCGACGUCGUCUUCUCCGGCCACGUCCACGCCUACGAGCGAUUCACGAGGAUCUACGACAACGAGGCCGACGGCCGGGGCCCGAUGUACAUAACCAUCGGCGACGGCGGCAACAGAGAAGGGCUUGCUCUCAAGUUCCUGGAGGAUCACAAGUCGGCGCACCUGUCGGUGUUCCAGGAGGCGAGCUUUGGGCACGGCCGGCUGAGGAUCGUGGACGAGACGAGCGCCGUCUGGACGUGGCACCGCAACGACGACGAAUACGCCACCGUCCGCGACGAGGUCUGGUUGGAGAGCUUGGCUAGUCCAAAGCUAUCCAUGGCAGCCGCCGGUCGUCAGGACGAGGAGUUGUAGGAUGUUGCAGAUCAGUGAACACCCUACUGUUGGGGCGGUUAGGAAAUCAAACCCUUUAAUUGGGUCAUAAGACAACACUUUCACCAGUACGGAAUGAUGCUCACAGUUCGUUCGAAAA
This is a messenger RNA of Aegilops tauschii subsp. strangulata, 1425 nucleotides long. RefSeq names its product purple acid phosphatase 22. NCBI's taxonomy places the organism in Eukaryota, Viridiplantae, Streptophyta, Magnoliopsida, Poales, Poaceae. The record is from RefSeq and is a predicted model, not a curated record. Gene Ontology annotation, molecular function: metal ion binding; acid phosphatase activity.